Molecule: messenger RNA, 774 nt
Organism: Paramecium primaurelia
Lineage: Eukaryota; Ciliophora; Oligohymenophorea; Peniculida; Parameciidae
Source: the annotation of a GenBank genome assembly
AUGAAUGUGUUGGAAGAUGAAUAAGAGUUAAGGAGAUAGGAACUAAUUAAAAAAGAACAUGAAGAGACAGAACUUUAGAAAAUUGGUUAUGUAUUUAUCUACAAUAAUCAUAAUUGACUUUAUAUAGGCUUACUUGAAAGAUAAAACAGACUAUGUUAGACCCCGGUAGGUUAAAAUGGAAAGGGAGAAAUACGGUUUAAGCCAAAAUUAUUUGAUUUGCCCAGUGAAAGUCAUGGUGAACAAUAUAACUUAAAAAUGGGAAGACCAUAAUCAGAAAAGGUUGAGAGAUUUGGUUUCACUUCACUCUAGAUAAAAAUAAUUUAACUUGAGGAGUAACAUGCUAAGAUUACAACUCUUGAAGAUACCUUCGUUGAAAACUCUGCUUAAUUUGUAAAUAGCUUUAUAUACCCGAAGUCAUCACUUUGGUGGUCUGAAAUAUCAGAUGUAUGUGAAAAAGAAGAAUAUCUAAACUCAAAAUUUGCUUAAAAAAGUGUACUAUUAGUCCAUCUGAUUAAUAACUCAGAGAUAGUGCUUAGAGUUAUAUACUUUUUAAUCCAAGCCUUUUGGGAGAAAAUUGUGUUACAAGCUUAAUUCAUAGUGGAUAUCCACUAUAAGAUAAUCUUGAUCUGGAAUAACUUUCCCAUGGCUUAAUUUGUUAAGUAUGCCACCAAUUUGAAAUGCCAAUACGAAAUUAGGUAAUUCAAAGAAAACUAUAAUGUCAAACUGUUAAACAUUGAUUAAGAUAAGUUACCAUUGUUUAGAUACGGAAAAUGA